Messenger RNA from Closterium sp. Naga37s-1, 2322 nucleotides. The record is from the annotation of a GenBank genome assembly. Lineage: Eukaryota; Viridiplantae; Streptophyta; Zygnematophyceae; Desmidiales; Closteriaceae.
AUGCGUUGUGCCCCAGUGUCACCUCAGCACCGCGCCUCUGCAAGGACGGGGAAGGGAGCACGUGGAGACAAGGGAGCUGAGUCAGCGCAUGAGGAAAGAGAAAGGGACAAUGAAUCGGCCAGGGCAGAGAAUAUCCGUGGCAUUGCUUCAAAGGAAAACAAGGCGGUGAGAGCAGGUGGGAGAGGGUGGCAGGGCCGACCAGGGUGCAGCAGUCGUUCGCCAGCCUCAGGUGCAGAAGUUGUUCGCCAGCCUCAGGUGCAGCAGUCGUUCGCCAGCCUCAGGUGCAGCAGUCGUUCGCCAGCCUCAGGUGCAGCAGUCGUUCGCCAGCCUCAGGUGCAGCAGUCGUUCGCCAGCCUCAGGUGCAGCAGUCGUUCGCCAGCCUCAGGUGCAGCAGUCGUUCGCCAGCCUCAGGUGCAGCAGUCGUUCGCCAGCCUCAGGUGCAGCAGUCGUUCGCCAGCCUCAGGUGCAGCAGUCGUUCGCCAGCCUCAGGUGCAGCAGUCGUUCGCCAGCCUCAGGUGCAGCAGUCGUUCGCCAGCCUCAGGUGCAGCAGUCGUUCGCCAGCCUCAGGUGCAGCAGUCGUUCGCCAGCCUCAGGUGCAGCAGUCGUUCGCCAGCCUCAGGUGCAGCAGUCGUUCGCCAGCCUCAGGUGCAGCAGUCGUUCGCCAGCUCCCUUGAGAGGCGAGCAGUGGUCAGCAGGGCAGCAGCAGUGCUGCCUGCCGCUCUCCAGUCGCCGCUCGCCUCCUCGCGGCAUCGCUCAGCGUCGCCUCCUCGCCAGCAGCGUUGCCUCGCCAUGCAGCAGCAGGCCUGCACAGUGGUGAGCAGCAUCGCCUCAGUGGUGAGCAGCAUCGCCUCAGUGGUGAGCAGCAUCGCCUCAGUGGUGAGCAGCAUCGCCUCAGUGGUGAGCAGCAUCGCCUCAGUGGUGAGCAGCAUCGCCUCAGUGGUGAGCAGCAUCGCCUCAGUGGUGAGCAGCAUCGCCUCAGUGGUGAGCAGCAUCGCCUCAGUGGUGAGCAGCAUCGCCUCAGUGGUGAGCAGCAUCGCCUCAGUGGUGAGCAGCAUCGUCUCAGUGGUGAGCAGCAUCGCCUCAGUGGUGAGCAGCAUCGCCUCAGUGGUGAGCAGCAUCGCCUCAGUGGUGAGCAGCAUCGCCUCAGUGGUGAGCAGCAUCGCCUCAGUGGUGAGCAGCAUCGCCUCAGUGGUGAGCAGCAUCGCCUCAGUGGUGAGAAGCAUCGCCUCAGUGGUGAGCAGCAUCGUCUCAGUGGUGAGCAGCAUCGCCUCAGUGGUGAGCAGCAUCGCCUCAGUGGUGAGCAGCAUCGCCUCAGUGGUGAGCAGCAUCGCCUCAGUGGGUCAGGUGCAGCAGGUGCAGCAGUCGUUUCCUCAGCCUCAGGCUCAGGUGCAGCAGGUGCAGCAGUCCUUUCCACAGCGUCAGGCUCAGGUGCAGCAGUCGUUUCCACAGCCUCAGGCUCAGGUGCAGCAGGUGCAGCAGUCGUUUCACAGCCUCAGGGAGCACGGUGCACUCAAGGGAGCUGACGAGCGGCAAACUGCGCCCGCAUCCUCUGCUUGCACGCCUACAGGCCGGCACACGCCAUACGUGGGGGGCAGCAGCGACGCGGAAGCAGCGACGGGCGAGGCAGCAAGGGGGAAGCAGCGACGGGCGAGGCAGCAAGGGCGAGGCAGCGAGGGCGAGGCAGCGACGGGCGGCACUGCAGCCACGUGCAGACCCUACGUUGCUUGCUUUCAGAGCAAGGGCAGCGUUGUCUCACCUGCUCGCCUCUCAGGGAGCACGGUGCAGAGCCAGCAGAGGGCCGCAGUGGGACGACGCACGGCAGGCAGCCCUGCUGACCACUGCUCGCCUCUCAGGAAGCUCGGUGCAAGGCAUCUCGGCAAGGAGCAAGGAGCGAGUGCAGUCUCACCUGUUGCUGGGAGCACUGCCGUGCCGAGUGUCUCACCUGCUGCUAAGGCAAGGAAAAAGACGCUGAGUGUCUCAAGCGCUGCUGCACUGCACCUGUGGGAUGGCCUCCCUCUCCCACCUGCGACCCAGCUUAUGGCACAACGCAUGGGCGUGGGGAGGCCAGGAGCUGCAGAGGAGGUGCAGAGGAGAGGAGGUGCAGAGGAGAGGAGGUGCAGAGGAGAGGACGUGCAGAGGAGAGGAGGUGCAGAGGAGAGGAGGUGCAGAGGAGAGGAGGUGCAGAGGAGAGGAGGUGCAGAGGAGAGGAGGUGCAGAGGAGAGGAGGUGCAGAGGAGAGGAGGUGCAGAGGAGAGGAGGUGCAGAGGAGAGGAGGUGCCAGAAUCACUGACUGGCGGGGCUCCUCUGCCAUUCACCUUGUAA